Molecule: messenger RNA, 4771 nt
Organism: Coturnix japonica (Japanese quail)
Lineage: Eukaryota; Metazoa; Chordata; Aves; Galliformes; Phasianidae
Gene: AQP4
Product: aquaporin 4
Biological process (GO): water transport; transmembrane transport
Cellular component (GO): basolateral plasma membrane; plasma membrane
Molecular function (GO): water channel activity
Source: RefSeq, a predicted model, not a curated record
CCCGCCAGCCGAGUGCCUUACACUUCAUUUCCAUGAGCCCAGCGUGCAGCUGGAAGAAGCAGCGAACACUUUGAGCUUUUCCCCAUGCCGCUCAGCCCCCACCGCGGGAUAUCGACGGGCUGCACCCUUCUGCCCCGACUCCCUCUUUUCUCCAGCAGCCGCGAACCCCCCUCACCAAUCUGCAUAUUCACAUGAUCGCAAAUGACCCGCGGCUCCGGCUGCAGCGUCUCAAGCUCCCUCCGCCCGCCCGCAGCAGCAGUAAGUGUGGACGACUGUGCAAGUGUGAAAACAUCAUGGUAGCAUUCAAAGGAGUCUGGACUCAGCCCUUCUGGAAGGCUGUUUCAGCAGAAUUUUUGGCCAUGUUGAUUUUUGUCCUCCUCAGCCUCGGCUCUACAAUCAACUGGGGUGGAUCAGAGAAGCCACUGCCUGUAGACAUGGUCCUUAUCUCUCUCUGCUUUGGACUCAGCAUUGCAACCAUGGUGCAGUGCUUUGGACACAUCAGUGGUGGCCACAUCAACCCUGCUGUGACUGUGGCCAUGGUCUGCACAAGAAAGAUCAGCCUCGCCAAGUCGGUCUUCUACAUUCUAGCCCAGUGCCUGGGAGCCAUUGUGGGAGCUGGCAUCCUCUACCUCAUCACACCACCGAGUGUGGUGGGAGGCCUGGGAGUCACUGCGGUACACGGGGAUCUUUCCGCUGGCCAUGGACUCCUGGUGGAGCUGAUAAUUACAUUCCAGCUGGUUUUUACUAUUUUUGCCAGCUGUGAUUCAAAACGAAGUGAUGUCACUGGUUCAGUAGCAUUAGCAAUUGGAUUUUCUGUUGCGAUUGGACAUUUAUUUGCUAUCAACUACACUGGUGCCAGUAUGAACCCUGCUCGCUCAUUUGGACCUGCUGUCAUCAUGGGAAAAUGGGAAAACCAAUGGGUUUAUUGGGUGGGACCAAUAAUAGGAGCAGUCCUUGCUGGUGCUCUUUAUGAGUAUGUCUAUUGCCCGGAUGUGGAGCUCAAGCGCCGUUUUAAAGAUGUCUUCAGUAAAACAUCCCAGCCGUCCAAAGGGAAAUACAUAGAAGUGGAUGACACCAGAAGCCAUGUAGAGACCGACGACCUGAUCCUGAAACCUGGCAUUGUUCAUGUGAUUGAUAUUGACAGGAGUGAGGACAAGAAGGGAAGAGAUCCAUCAAGCGAGGUUCUGUCUUCUGUAUGACUAGCAAGGAGCACUGAAAGCAGAGAGCAGCCUGCCAAUGAGUCUACAGAUAUCCUUCCUAUAAAAGAAACAGAUCUCCUCUAAACUGAGCACCUACCAUUUCUUAAAAGGUGUGGUGGAGGCAGCUGUGUGGUAGUAGCAUGACGAAACCAUACAUCUGCUCAGCUGGAACAUUAGGAUUUUGUUCUUAUUAGGAUUCCCCAUGAAUUGUUCCAAAUUAGGAGUUGUUCCUACUAUUUUCCUUUCUUUCUGGAACAACCCCAAAGUCAAAAAGAGAUGAAAGUAUUCUUCUUUAAUAAAUCAGUCAAUAAUGAGAUGAAGAUAGAGAUGUUUAACAUUCAGAUUGACAGAUAAGACAUAUCAGGAAAUGCCUAUAGACAUCAAGACCUACUUAUCAGAUUGUUCUUCUGACACUUAAUUGACUGUUGUCAGCUUUGAUUAGAACAUCUUACCCAUUAAGCAUUCUCUGUGAGGUUCAGGGACAGCACCAACAGUUUUCAAGAGUUUUAUCCAAAGUCAAGCGAAAGAGUAUUGUUUCCACUCAUGUAUGUCACUACUACUUUGCAAACUACCUCUGCAAUAAAUUAUUUUAAUAGGCUCCAGAAAAAAAAUUGAUCAACCCAUCAAAUUUCACUCAUAUGAUUUUCUAUAUAAAUGUAUUGCCUUCAUCUCUUCCCAGGAGUAAAUACGCUGAAAUUGAAUAUUGAAGUCUAUGAUAAUAAGGCUGCAUAGCAUUUAACAGUACUUCAUGCUCACUUCCGACAUUGUCUAUCUGGUGAAACAUUCUCCUGGGGUUUGACUAUUGACCAUUUCAUGUUAGCAGACUCUCAAGGUCACAAGAAGAAUAUAAAGGCUUUCCUGUUACUUAAUAACUCAAAUAAGACCUAUCAAAAGAAAAGAAGGCAUAUCUGUUUUCAGUGCACUUGUUCAGAUACAAAUUUCUGUGAGAAUUUAUGUAAACUAAAAGUUUAAAUUACUUAACUACUUUCUUACAAGAUGGUUGGAGGUAUGGGGUUUUUAAUUUAUUAGUAAUAUAGAAAGUUUUAAAAUUUUAACUGUAUUGAAAUAUUGAUUGAGAAGUAUUUUUAUAACAGAGGAUAAAAACAUGACUGCUUCUGCCUUUUUGUUGUAACUGAUGCCUAACUAGUUGAACAGGAUCCGCUCUUAUUCCACAGCUCAUCUAGUCUUAAUUACAUCUCCAGUAAAGGCUGCUUUAUUUGUUGUUAGAAAAAGAUGCAAGCACUUGCAGGGUUUUCUGGGGGAAGGGGACAUGAAAUCAGUAAUCAGGCUUUCCCCCAUAGAAGUAUUUUGAUAGACAUAAUCAUCUCACUGGAACAUUUCUAUAAAGCUGUUACUUACUGCUUUUGCUUCUGAUCGGUGGCUUUGAGUUUUACAACAUGCAGCUGCCGGAGCAGUCAGGAGCACUAUGCUAUUACUGUAAUUGUAUAGUUUUUAUUUUGAAAUUGAAAAACUAUUCCUGCCUACUUAAGAAUAAGAGGGCAAAAAGCAUUAGUCCUGGCUGUGGGCUGUAAUAGACUUGUCUCCUCUUUGUCGUGCUCUACAUGCAAUCUUUAUUGCAGGGAAUUAGAUGCUUCUGGUGAGAUAAUAAACCACUGCUAAACUCAAAUCUGUGCACUGUGAUCCAAGGGCAAUUCUGCUAUUCCAACUCACAGUACUGUAUAGCUCCAGCAUGUCCUGCUGUACUCAUUUUCCUAGUUUCACACUUUUCUUGCCUUAAAAACCUUGUUAGAGAGUGGCACAAGCUCCCUGCAUCGAGCGCUAGAGCUGUGAUUCCUCUACUAUUUGUGGCUGGUCCCUGCUUCUGCCUCUGCUGUACAGGCACAGCACAUGGCACAAGUGGACACAAGUCAUGGAUUCCUCAGGUGACCCAGUGACAGCCCUGCUCCUGGCCAGAUGCACUCCUAUUACUUACCUAUGGAGUGUGGUAAAACAGCUGAUGGUUGUCCCUAGCUGUACUCCUCAGGACAGCAUUGUGGUUCAAGGGCAGGAGCAUGGCAAGAGGCCUGCUGGUAUUUGACGUGCUGUAUCAAAUCAGAGAUAAGAGCUAAGCAAGAGUCAAGGAUCACAGAUAAGAGUUAAGCCACAGCAGGAACUGAGUGUCCUGGGGAUGGGCAACAUAGGUGUGACGUUUAAAAUUCCUGUAUGCCUUUUUUCAGAUGGGUGAGUAUCGCACUAAAUAGAUUCAAUAAGAAAGAGUAGAAGUAGUGGGUGUUUUUGUUUGUUUCUUUGUUUGUUCUGUUUUGUUAGUUGUUUUUUUUUUCUCCUCUAGGCAUUUAUUCUGGCUUUAUUUUUUUUCUUCAAACACUGUGUUUGUUAAAGGGACAUUUUUAUUAAACCUUUUUCAUGGCUCAUGCAGGUAAAGUGAAGAGUGUUAUAUUCAUAGCACUGGUGGACUGUUAAAAUUUUUGCAUUUUUGUGUUUAAAGGCACUCCUUAUAAUAUGCAGAUUUUGCAUGGUGCUGUAUUAUUUAAAUAAGAAGCUGUGAUUUGCUUUAUGCUUAAGGGUCCUUUACACAAAUUGUGUAAUAUUUGUUUUCUUCACACAGACUGAUUCUGCUGCAGAGGUGAGCAUAGCAUGAGCAUGGCACUGGCCAACUCAAUUAGAUUGUUUUUUCCCUCUAAACACAGUUUACUAAUGAGUUAUGACAAACACCUAGAACCAGUCCUAGGAGAACUCCUUACUCGACAGGAAUAUUGGAGAUAAAAUGCUGAGUCUCCUGAAAAGAUGAAGAGAAAUAAGUGAAGCUAAAGUAAAGAGACCACUAGCCAAUAAAGGAUGCUGUCAUGCAUUGGCCAUUAUUAGGAAAGUGAGAACUGUUGCUUUUGUUAAUGUUUGUGUAUAUAUAUCACAGUAAGCUUGACAGGCAUUUCAUCAUUAUACUGGAGUCCUAAAAACAACUGUGAAUAAGUCUCAAACCAGUCCAUGAUGGCCCAGAUGUUUCCAGCACUGCAUCAUUAAUGAGCAUAUUCAGAAUAUUUAAUCCUAGGCCUUCAGAAGAGAAAGGAUGAAAGCUGAAGGUGGUUACAUUGAGGCACACCUUUCAGGUUGCCUAAUAGCUCCUGGGGAGUUUAUCAGCUAAAUCUUAACUAUUCUCAUGGGGAAAAUGAAAGAAAGAAAGAAAGAAAGAAAGAAAGAAAGAAAGAAAGAAAGAAAGAAAGAAAGAAAGAAAGAAAGAAAGAAAGAAAGAAAGAAAGAAAAAAGAUUCCUGCAGCAUUUGAGAUGUCAUAACUCUUCUUAUGUUGAAGUAUAUGGGAGAUUUUUCAUUCAGUGAAAGCAGGAGCAAGACUCAUCUCACACACAGCAUUUAGGCUUCUCACAUGUUUUUACACAUGAGUUUUUCAAAAUGUGUUUUAUUUUUAAUUAUUAAUUAUUGGUCAUGGUAGAUGUCUAAAAAGAUAAAUAGCCUUCAGAUAGGACUUUCACCUUUCUAAUGCUUGUUAACAGCAAUUAUGUCUGAAACCUACAACAUUUUAGAUUAAGUCUGUGUAACACAUGCAGGAUGUUAUGCACCAUCCACUAUUUGAAAUCUAAAUAAAAUAUGUGAGAAUUUA